AACUAUUAUGAAAGUGAAUUGCUGUCCGUGUUAUCGGAGAGAGCGAUGAUGCCCAUCUCUUAUAAGAGACUCAGUGCAACGAGAAAAGCCACUGAAUAGUAAACAUGCGCUUGUGCUUCGUACUAUCGACGGUCAGUCUUCUAAACACUUCCAUGUCCCCACAUGCAGUCUGUAAGGCGGUUGUCGCACUAAGGCGUAGGAUUGACAUUUUCGACAUGCCUAAGCCUGACUCGUGGAAAAGAAGACGCCACUCGACGACGUUCGUCCGAGUCCCCCAAUUCCCCUGGAAGCCAACAGUCGCCAUGCAACGCCACGAAAGGAUUGUCCGAUCGCAUCCGAUACUUCUUCGGGUCUAACACCACGCAGUUUUGCGCCACAUGUUCAAUUGAAUACUACUAUGUAUGUAUGUAUACAGCCAGAUAA
Molecule: messenger RNA, 423 nt
Organism: Trichoderma asperellum CBS 433.97
Lineage: Eukaryota; Fungi; Ascomycota; Sordariomycetes; Hypocreales; Hypocreaceae
Source: RefSeq, a predicted model, not a curated record